AUGUCAGAUCUCAAGGCUUCUGUUGUCGAGACCCAGAACGGCUUCCAUGUCGAGGGCUACGAGAAGAUUGAAUAUGACUUCACCUUCCUCGAUGGCGUCUUCAACCCCGCCAACAACAACCUGGCCAAGUGCUAUGAGCGUUGGGGUCGUUGUCUGGCUGUCAUGGACUUGAACAUCUUCAACAUCUAUGGUGAUGAGAUGCAAAAGUACUUUGACCACUACAACCUGCCAUUGACCAUCCACAAGACCAUGAUUGGCGAGAAGGCCAAGUCAAUGGAGACCCUUCUCAGCAUCGUUGACUCGAUGACUGACUUUGGUAUUAUCCGCAAGGAGCCGGUGCUUGUAGUCGGUGGAGGAUUAGUGACUGAUGUUGCUGGAUUUGCUUGUGCCGCCUACCGCAGGAACACAAACUUCAUCCGCAUUCCCACUACCGUCAUUGGCCUGAUCGAUGCUAGUGUUAGCAUCAAGGUCGCAGUCAACUAUGGCAACUACAAGAACCGCCUGGGAGCGUACCACGCUCCUAUGCACACCUUCUUGGACUUUUCGUUCCUCAAGACGCUGCCUGAGGGUCAGGUACGCAACGGCUUCGCAGAGUUGAUUAAGAUUUCAACAUGUGCUCACAAGCCAACAUUUGACUUGCUGGACAAGUACUGCGAGAAGUUGAUCACUUCCCGCUUCGGCCGUGAGGGUGAUGACAAGGAGGUCCUUCAGGCAGCUGAUGAGAUCAAUCGUGCUGGUAUCCACGAGAUGCUGAAGCUCGAGACACCCAACCUUCACGAGAUUGGCCUCGACCGUGUCAUUGCCUACGGUCACACCUGGAGUCCUCUACACGAGCUCUCUCCCAAGGUACCGCUCCGUCAUGGUCAUGCCAUUUCCAUUGACAUGGCGUACUCUGCCACGUUGGCUAACGAGCGUGGUCUCCUCAGUGACGAGGAGCACAAGAGGUUGUUGAAUCUGUUCUCCAGGGCGGGUCUAUCCAUGGACCACGAGCUCUUUGACGAGGAGAUGCUCGACAAGGCCACCAAGGCCAUCCUCAAGACCCGUGAUGGCCUGCUUCGUGCUGCCGUACCAAACCCCAUUGGUACUUGUGUCUUCCUCAACGACGUCUCUGCUGAGGAGAUGAACAAGGCUCUACGACGACACAAGGAGCUGAUGAAGGAGUACCCUCGCCAGGGUGCUGGUCUCGAUGCGUAUGUCGACGCAUCCGACACUGGAUACACCGUGAACGACAAGCCUAUUGAGGAGGCCAUGAACGAAUCCAAGAAGGUGAUGAAUGGUUUGAGCAACGGUGCCGUCAACGGCACUGCCAAGGGCCAUGCCAAUGGUAUUCCUCAGGGUCUGCAGGAGGUCAUGGUGAACGGAUACGAGAACGGUUACAAGAACUAA
Bipolaris zeicola 26-R-13 is the source of this 1386-nucleotide messenger RNA. RefSeq lists its product as uncharacterized. Gene Ontology annotation, biological process: antibiotic biosynthetic process. Gene Ontology annotation, molecular function: 3-dehydroquinate synthase activity. The transcript is spliced from 4 exons. The coding region runs from base 1 to 1386 and encodes 461 amino acids. Lineage: Eukaryota; Fungi; Ascomycota; Dothideomycetes; Pleosporales; Pleosporaceae. The record is from RefSeq and is a predicted model, not a curated record.